Messenger RNA from Corythoichthys intestinalis (scribbled pipefish), 3146 nucleotides. Its product is annotated as mucin-2-like. The coding region runs from base 67 to 3000 and encodes 977 amino acids. The record is from RefSeq and is a predicted model, not a curated record. The transcript is spliced from 4 exons. Lineage: Eukaryota; Metazoa; Chordata; Actinopteri; Syngnathiformes; Syngnathidae.
GGACUGAUGUUCCAGAUAGAUACCCGACAGUGAGGCCAGGUAUACAGAAAUAUCUCGAUUGCCGCAAUGAAAAUAUUGCUUUACUGGAUGUAUUUGCAUGGAUAUUUGUCUACAAUGUUUCAAGAUUCAUCUCAGAUAACCAUGACUCCAGCAAUCACCACUAAGGCAGCAACUGAAGACUAUGAAUCACUGAAAUCUGGGAAUCAGACAAACACAACAGGAACAAGCAAUGUGCUCAACAUCACAGCUACUAAUAGCUACAGGACAAGUAUAGAAAAAGCUUCGAGAACCACUUCAAGACCUACCACUUCCACAAACACUACAGAAAUGAUUUCAAGUGCAACAACAUUCAAAACAACAACACCUUCUACAAAGAGAAGCACACUUACAAAUGCAUCACCAGAAAGUGAGAUGCCCCAAACAAACAUGAUGAAAUCAGAGACAACCGAGAGCAUAACUCUGGGCACCACGCAUCAAACCAAGUUUACCACAAAUCUAGACACGACGAUGUCUACUUCUGCAACAACUAAUACCACCAUUUCACUAGAAAACAAAACCAUUUCAACGCCAAGCAUGACAAUAGCAACAACAAAAAAUAACAUGACUACCAAAACCCAGAACAAACAUACAACCAUAUCCCAACCUCCUAAACCAAUGGCAAGCACACCUGGGCUAUCUGCCUCUCAAAACCAAUUAAACACAACUUUAUCUGCAAACAUGACAACAGCAACAACACAGACAAAUAUGACUAUUACAACCUUAAACACAACUAUUUCACCAAGUCCUAAAAUGCUAGUAACAUCCAUCACUACUGAACCCCAAACCUUAAUAUCUACAACUAUAUAUAGAGAUAAUACAGUGCCAAAUACAACAGAAUCAACAAUUCUAACUAACAUACCUGUGACUCCAGACAUGACCAUGUCAACAUCUGCAACAACUAACACAACUAUAUCAACAACUGUCUCCUUAGCAACACCAAAUACAAUAGUGACCACCACAACUCAAAAGACAAAUACAAGCACAUUCCAAACACCUGAAACAAUAACAAUGACACCCGCGAAUGUUGAAAGUCAAAACACAGUAAAGACAACCAUAUCUCAAACUACUAAAACUCCAAGCCACACACUUGCAACUGCUGGCAAAACCAUGCCCACUCCAACCCAAAACAUGAUCACACCCACAAGUCCAGUAUCAGCAACAACAUCCAUGAGAACUUCAACCCAAAACACAACUGGAACAUUAUCUGAGUCUACCUUCGCACCAACUACCACAGAAUCCUCAACUAAGAUAAAAACAUCCAUGACUACAGUAACUGAAUACACCACCAUAUCCACAUCUGCAACAACUAACACAUCUAUGACUCCCACCAUCACUCCAUCAAAAACCACAACUAUAUCAACAACUGUCGCAUUAUCAACACCAAAUACAAUAAUGACUACCAUACCUCAAAAGACAAAUACAAGCAAAUUCCAAACACCUGAAACAAUAACAAGCAUACCCGCGAAUGCUGAAAGUCAAAACACAGUAAAGACAACCAUAUCUGAAACUGGUAAAACUUCAAGCGACACACUUGCAACUGCAGGCACAACCAUGCCUAUUCAAACCCAAAACAUGAUCACACCAACCAGUCCAGUAUCAGCAACAACAUCCAUGACAACUUCAACCCAAAACACAAUGACUGGAACGGUUUCUAAAUCUGCCUUAGCACCAACUAUUACAGAAUCCUCAACAAAGACAAACAAACCCAUGACUACGAUAACUGAAUACGCAGCCAUAUCCACAUCUGCAACAACUAAUACUUCUAUGACAACCAUCACUACUACACCACAAAACAAUAGUAUACUCCCCUACAGUCCAAUACAAGGCACAACAGCAAGAACACAUGUGAAUACUAGAACCCAAGACCCAUUAGUGACAACCAAAAGCCGGACCACAGAUACCACCAUAUCACAAACACCUGAAACAAUGACAACAAUCACUAAUACACUACAAAACACAACAAAAUUUAAAGCUAACACAGCCCAAAGCACCAGAGCAGAGAUCACAAACACAGCAAUUACGACUAACAUAAUUCAAAACAAAUCAACGGACAUACCGCAAACACGUCAAACAAUGACAAGCAUACCUGUAAUUACUGGAACUGAAAACCCAUUUAACACAGUCAGUUCAACAAUGCCCAGUACCCUAAGUACAACAACACCCACAACCAUUACUACCAUAACCCAAAAAACAACUGUAUACACAAAUCCAACAACAUUAGUAGCAUCCGUGACUACUGUGUCACAAAACACAGCAAAUAUAUCUAUGGCUAUUACAGUGCCAAAUACAACAAAAGUUUCAACCACAACAUACAGAUCCAUGACUACAGAAACUCCAGACACAACAACUAACACAUCUAUGAAUACUAUCACCGCUACACAGCAAAACUCAACUGUCUCAGCAACUCAAACAAUGUCAAGCACCAUCACUACAAGAACCAACAUAUUAAGUACAACCAUAUCCCAAACACCUGAAACAAUAGCAAACAUACCUGUGACUACUGCAAGUGAGGACCCAAAAAACAGAACCAUAUCCACAACUCAAAACACCACACUUGCAAUGACAAACAUAAUCACAACUCCAGCAAACCAGAACACAAUCAUAACCACACAUCCUGCCCCAACAAUGACUACUUAUGCAGCCCAGAACAUGACCUUAUCUACAGCAACUUCAGUGCCAAAUACUACAGAGUCUCCAACCACCACAAAUGAAUCCAUCCAAACAUCAAAUUCAUCGACAUCCACAACCAAAUCAACGUCAAGCAUACCAACUUCAUUAACAAACACCAUGACUCCCAAAGGUCCCCCAUUACUGGCCCACAUCAGGAUGAAGAUAAAUGUACUGAAUGGGAUUACCAAUGAUAUGAUUAUUGAAUUGGUUGAAACAUUUUUCAGACAACAGCUUCCGAUGGAGACAUCUUACGCAAUCAACUUUACCAAAGUUGAAAGAACUGACCAUUAAAAGCUUUGAUGCUACUGCUUGCUAGCUAGCACAUGACAAUGGAGUACAAUAUACAACAUAAUCAAAUGAUUUUUUUCCCUCAUUUAAUAUCAAACUGAUUCUUUUUGGUAGAUUUAUAUUUUCCAGGUAAACAUAACUGAGUUUUU